Molecule: messenger RNA, 4087 nt
Organism: Scophthalmus maximus (turbot)
Lineage: Eukaryota; Metazoa; Chordata; Actinopteri; Pleuronectiformes; Scophthalmidae
Gene: pdgfd
Product: platelet derived growth factor d
Exons: 7
Coding region: 452-1564 (370 amino acids)
Biological process (GO): positive regulation of MAP kinase activity; positive regulation of cell population proliferation; positive regulation of cell migration
Cellular component (GO): membrane
Molecular function (GO): growth factor activity; platelet-derived growth factor receptor binding
Source: RefSeq, a predicted model, not a curated record
GGGGGUCGAGCGGCGAUAAGAAGUUCGGCGCCUGCAGCCUCAAGUCUGACCGUGAACGCUGCUAUAAUACCGUCCACCUGCACGGAGCUGCUCCGGGAGUUUCGCUCUUCGGCGCGCGUGGCUCAACUUCCAGUGGAAGACAAACACCUCUGAGGCAUAAUCUGAGCACGUCGGCACAACACGGGACACCGCCAGUCGUCCGGGGGCACAGGAGUCCACAAGUGGGUAGAGAGGAGAGAGAGAGAGAGGGAGAGAGGGAGAGACUGAGCUUGAAGUCAGGGAAAUGGAAAGUUCGCUUUGACACAAACUUUUUUUUUCUUCUCCGCCGCUCGCGAGGUAUUUUGGAAGUGAACCAUCUUUUAUUUUGAAGUCACUGGAGGGUGAAGGGAACGAAUACCAAGGUGUUUUUUUAAGUUUUUUUUAAAGCGUGUACGAGUUUGUCAGCAUCAGCAUGUGUGGACCGCUGGUGUUCCAGAUGUGGAUGGCUCUAUUGUUAGGGACCAUAACCGGGGUCGGGAGGGCUCAGGUCUCCACAGCCAGAGUGAUAAGGGGCAACAUCAGGAGAGACGACUUGUACCGCAAAGAGGAAAACGUCACAGUAACACCGGUGGUUGGAGUCAUCCACAGCCCACGCUACCCUAACGCUUACCCCCGCAACCUGCUGUUGUCUUGGAAACUGCUGUCACCGCCAGGGAGCCGCAUUCACCUGGAGUUUGACGGACACUUCGGCCUGGAGGAGUCUGAGAACGGAGUUUGCAGGUAUGACUUUGUUGAAGUGGAGGACCAAUCAGAGACGAGCACUAUAAUUUGGGGUCGCUGGUGUGGACAGAAAGCUCCACCUAGUCUCAACUCCAAGACCAACACGCUCAGAGUCACCUUCAAGUCUGAUGAUUACUUUGUUGCAAAGCCAGGAUUCAAAGUCUACUACUCACUGCUGUAUGACUCUCCUCUACCUGCAGCCAACACCAACUGGGAGGCUGUCACUAUGCCUAUGUCGGACAGCACUGGAGGGCAGAUUCCAGUCACGGCCACAAAGGUUCCCUUCUCGCUGGAGGAUCUGGACCGGACCAUCGCUGCCUUCGACACUGUGGAGCAGCUUCUCAGAUCCCUGAACCCAGACACCUGGAGACAGGACCUGGACAGCAUCUACACGCAAACACACAUACAUUAUAUAUCCAGGACCUAUCAUCUGGCAAGCAGACAUAAUAAAGUUGAUCUGAACCGUCUAUAUGACGACGUCAAGCGGUACAGCUGUACCCCGCGCAACUACUCGGUGAACCUGCGCGAGGAGCUGAGGGCCACCAACGCCGUCUUCUUCCCCCGAUGUCUGCUGGUCAAACGCUGCGGCGGCAACUGCGGCUGUGGAACGGACAACUGGAACAAUGGCUGCACCUGUCAGGCCUCGAAGACGGUGCCCAAACUGCACGAGGUGCUGAAGUACGCCCCCGAGGUCACUUUGCAUCAACGCCAUCGGAGGUCGCGGGUGCGUUGGGUCAUAGACGAGAUCUUCCUCACACACCAUGAGACGUGUGAGUGUGCGUGUCCCUCCCAGCCGCCUCGCUGAGACACUCGAGACUGGCAGCAUGCUUCUGGAACUGUUGGACGAGCUCUUCUUUUAUCUAUUUUGUAACAGAACUUCAUAUAAUAACAGCAACGCUUCUUCUUAAAGAAGAGAGCCACAAUUUGACUGGCAAACCGCAGCUGGUAUCGCGCGCGCACACACACACACACACACACACACACACAAUGGUUUCUGUUCUUGCGAGUAAACCCCCUACAUUCCUCUGUACACCGGACACCACUGCGAAUGCGUGAAUGUGUUUCAAUGCGAUGGUAUUUGUUAUUCAGCUCUCCUGCAACUUGGAGAUUUAAUUUGAACUGUUUAGACCAAAUAAAACAUCACUGGUGCACCGUGAAACUUUGGGGCACUUCUUCUGCCAGCAGCACGCUGGGAUGAGUGAGCGUGAGACAGAAGGAGGGAGGGACGGAGAGGGGGCAGAAGGAAGUGUAAAGCAAAACACCGCUUUAUCUUGAUUUGAAUUUAGGCUGACCACAACCCUCCAGAUCUGCACUGCACACACACACGCACACACACACAGACACACACACACUCACUCCAGGAUUUCACUGCGACUUAAAGACAAAAAAAACUGUAGUUAUUUAUAUUGAAUCCUCGGCUGCUCUAUUUCUCAGUGAAGGGCUCUUUUGUUUUGCACACAUUCCCGUCUGAGUAUAUUCGCACUUCCCCUAUGUCUGCACCUCCAUCCACUCCCAUCUCAUCCCUUGUCUUUCCCUCUCACUAACGCCCAUCUCUGACAACACGUGCGCUCUUUUGUGCGCCCCCCCCCCCUCGAACGCACCAGAGGAGAUGUCCGACCGGGCCGCUGUGAUCUGCCCAAUUUCUCCGAACAUUCCUGGCAUUCCGGCUGCUAACCGGAAUUCUGCUAACACGGAUAAAACCACGAAGUCCAGACCCUAAGGACACAACACAGGAAAGACGCUCAGGAAGACACACAGAGGGGAAGUUUUCCAAAGAAGUGUCUGGCAGACCAGGGACAAUCGAGCUGCCUGUUAGUAGAUCACCAGCACUCCUGGAUGAGCGCUGAGAGGGGGGGGGCGCUGUCAAGAUUUGACACGGACAAACAUGGCUGCUCCUUGAGCCAUUUCAAUCGGCAUGUGCUGCUUUUUUUUUGUCAUGAACGUGCUCCUAGAGAUCUGUGGGAAUUAGAGAGGUGCUGUUAAGUCUUUGCUGAAAAAUACAACUGAUACUUCAGAGGGGAAAGAGGGAGAGUGUGUGCGUGUGUGUGUGUGUGUGCAUGUGUGUGUGUGUGUGUGUGUGUGUAUGUGUGUGUGUCUGUGUGUAUGUGUGUAAGAGCUCAGGAAGAGGUCCUUUUGUUUUAAGGGGUAGGAGGUUAAGAACAGUCUGUAAGAGCUGGCAGCAGAUACAAGCAUGUGAGUGGUCGGCAUGUGACUGUGCAUGCGAGUGUGUGUGUGUGUGUGUGUGUGCGUGCGUGCGUGUGCGUAGAGUGUGAGUGUUGUGCAUGUGUCGGUAGCUCAAGUAUCAAAGCACCAGAGCUGGAAUUUCAAAUGAACUCCUCCACAAUUCCAUACACAUGACCCGGCUGUGAGAAAUAAAAGACGGCGUCAUCCGUCAUCUCCCCAUCUUCCCCUACUGUGCAUCCCGCCGUCACGCGCGCGCUUACAAGGCUGGAUUCACAACAGAGAAAAAUGGGAUUUGACACACUACUCUUGUUUUAAAACACGGAGCAGAAAAAAAAAUGAAAGGAUAACUGGACACAGAUGAUUUCCUCAGUCACAGCAAAACCCCAUCAGCUGUGUGCUGGCAGCACUUUUAUGUGCAUGUCUGUACUGUAAGUCACGGAUGAUAUUUGGCAGGUGUGGGAAACAAGAAUAUUCCAAAAGCGGCAGUCAAUGUCCCAGACACCAUCCACACACACAGAGAUGUCCCCCCUUUGAUUCAACAGUAGCACCGGUGGAUAACAGGCCAGAUGGUGAUUAGAUAGCGUGACGAUUUCUGAUGCGCUUUGCUGUAAAAUGUAUUGUUACCCUACCGACAACCAUGUUAGAGCUUUUAUGAAAUCCAAAUGCAUUCUUUGUCUGUAAUAAACGACUGCGAGGGGCGUGUGCGCAUCCUGUGUCUGCCAGUUUGCCGACGUUAUCAGCACAUUCCAUUGCCGCUCGUUCCAAAGCGCUUAGUUUCCUCUUGCCGUUCGUUUCAAUGGAACCACAUUUAUUCCAAAGGAAGACAUUUCAACCUAGACGUUGUUGUUUUUUUAUUCACACCAGCCAAGAACACCUAAGACCUUCGAGAACAUUUCAGAAUACCACACUCUCAAUUGAAGUUGGUCCAGAGUUCCAGCCUCCCGUCUGAGAAUUUGAAUGGUUGUAUUUCAAAUCUGAGGAAAUGUAUUAGUUCUAACACAAACAAAGUCAACCUUGCCUUUGCUGCAUUCAGACAAAAUAGUCACAAUGACAACUGUAUGCCUUUCUUAAAUAAUUUAUUGUCUCUCGCAGUUGUUUUAUUAAAAACAUCAGCUUGGUUUUGAUGAAUAAAAUAUUUCUAGCA